AGCCGGCGCCCCUUUACCUCAAUGCUGUACCUGCGUCCAGUUUGUUGAUCCUUUUGUCGUGGUACCUAUCCUUCUGCUUCGGGGCUUGUUCGCAGCGAAGAUCUUUGAUCGUUCACUUUUCCAUCGUCAACGAUGGUUGAAGUUGCUUCAAUUCGUGAACGGCUUACGCAGACUGCCCGAUCGGUCAUAGCCAUAACACGCUCAUUUGGUACUAAGCAAGAGUCGCAGGAAGCGUUGCAAAAGAUUUCAUUGAUGCUAUGUGAAAUCCUCAACCUUCUCUAUCAAAUUCGGGAGCAGCUAAGCUGGGCCGAGGAAAAAUGGGUCGUUGCACCAGCGCGCCUGAAUAUUGUCGAGGAGAUUCUCGGUGCCUUCGAGUCAACAGUAAAGACUAUGGAAACAAGCUUUCAGCCUGGAGGUGUGAGCAGCCGACUAUUCAGAAAAGGUCUUAUUGAACGAACCUUUCUACCACAACUGGAGCUGUAUAAAGUUGCUUUUCUCUUGCUCAUACAACCUGAAUCGCGGUAUGUUGGCCAUCUGGAACAUGGUAAAUUGGAUUCAGUAUGAACCAUGCUAACAGUAGCUCAGUGAGAAGAGUUUCAGCGAGCAGCAGCUACGAAACAGUAUUCGGGAAUGCCGAGACUUGGAGCUCAGCUCAACUCCAAAACCCACAAGCGAGGAAGAUUUCCAUAAUAUUACGAGCCCAAUAACCUCAAAGAAUUUCAUCGACCUCAGCAACAUGUGUCACAGACGGCAGAGAGACACCU
This is a messenger RNA of Aspergillus pseudonomiae, 764 nucleotides long. Its product is annotated as NACHT and Ankyrin domain protein. The transcript has 2 exons. The coding region runs from base 133 to 564 and encodes 143 amino acids. The record is from RefSeq and is a predicted model, not a curated record. Lineage: Eukaryota; Fungi; Ascomycota; Eurotiomycetes; Eurotiales; Aspergillaceae.